This is a messenger RNA of Anoplopoma fimbria (sablefish), 1127 nucleotides long. RefSeq names its product dual specificity protein phosphatase 26-like. Lineage: Eukaryota; Metazoa; Chordata; Actinopteri; Perciformes; Anoplopomatidae. The transcript is spliced from 3 exons. Bases 268 to 852 code for a protein of 194 amino acids. Gene Ontology annotation, biological process: negative regulation of MAPK cascade; protein dephosphorylation. The record is from RefSeq and is a predicted model, not a curated record. Gene Ontology annotation, cellular component: cytoplasm. Gene Ontology annotation, molecular function: MAP kinase phosphatase activity; protein tyrosine/serine/threonine phosphatase activity.
CUGGAAAACCUUAUGACACCCUGUGGUGAGAACAUCUGAGGCGAAGAAGUCUGAGACUAAAACUACAACAGCUUAUGGAAAAAAAAAAAAUAUAUAUAUACUCUUAUUUUUUUACGUUACUCUGGAAGACUAACGCAUUUUGGUAAAUUACUUUGCUACAAAUUUCUGCAAUCUUUUUUGUUUGGGACUUUUUGUACUGUCUAGUUCUAAAGGACAAGAAGUUGCCUCUUAGACUGCUGUGUCGCCUGAGAGAACACAGAAAAAGCAAUGUCCUAUACAUCCAAACUUCCUGCGUCCUGGAAUGAUAAACCUCCUUCUCGCAAAGUGGAAAUUGACCUGAGUUCACCGGGCUUAGCUGUGUUUGAGUUGGAAAGACUCUUGUUUACUGGGAAAGCCAUCAUCAGCCAUGCAGACGAAGUGUGGCCAAGGCUUUACAUUGGUGAUCAACACAGUGCAGAGAACCGGGCUGAUCUAUCCAAGCAUCGAGUCACUCACAUCCUCAAUGCAGCUCACAGUAAACGCGGAGUACAGCCGGACAUCUACGUGGGCAUGGAGAUCACCUACAUGGGCAUAGAGGCUCAUGACUCCUGUGGCUUUGACAUGAGCGUCAACUUCCAGGCAGCAGCAGAUUUUAUCCACCGGGCCCUCAGCAGAGGAGGCAAAGUGUUGGUGCACUGUCACGUAGGAGUGAGCCGCUCCGCCACCCUGGUCCUGGCUUACCUGAUGCUGAAGCAGAACCUGACCCUUGUGGAGGCUAUUUGUGCUGUUAAAGAUAAUCGGGGUGUCAUCCCUAAUCGAGGUUUUCUCCGACAGCUCAUCAAACUGAAUGGCCAGCUCUUUCGCACACACUGAACACUGCCUGGUAGCAUUACUGGUCCGAUUUCAUGGGUCCAGAACAUAGGAAAAAUAUGACAAAGGAUAGCUCAAGUAUAUUGCAUAUUGUUAAAAAUAUAAGAUACAUGGAUUUCAUAAGACUUGAACUAAUAUUGUUUUUGAAAAAGGACUUACAGCAUCUGAUCAUUUCCUGGAUCAUGUCUUAUUUGCCUUUAACUGUUAGAUAAAACAUAUCUAUAUUCUGUCAUUUUGUAAAGGUUAAAUGGUUUUCAUUUUUUCAUUAAAAAACGUGA